CGGAAACCUAGACUGGUUUUCUGUUCAAUAUUACAAAUGUAAGCAGGAAACCACCUAACCAGAAUAACUUUUCCAAAACAAGCCAAAAAUAGAAUAAUGAAUUUAAAGAUAUAUAUAUAGAGAUAGAUUUUCAAAUGAAAACCAGAUGUAGUAAAACGAUUUUAAAUUAAUUCUUGCAGUACCUAUUGUGUCAUUACAUAACAUGUUCUCCUACGUUGUAGCGACGAUUUUCUUUCUUUUAAUCAGUUUUUACAAAGAGGGCGAAAGUGUGAACUUGUUCUGUGGUAAAGAUCUAACGCAAUAUGACAAUGAAACACAACAAUGCAAUGACGGAAGAGUGAUGGACAGGAAUUUAAGUCGACUAGUGAUGCCGAUUACAACGAACGUUAACUUCACAACAAAAGAUGAUGAUUCAAAUAGCUCACCAAUGAUAAGCAUCGUGUUAAAAAUCAUCGUUACGUAUACUAAUAAGAAAGACACUGUCGGAUGCUGCGGCUUUGACGUAUACCAACCAAAUGAACAAACUUGCUGUCAGUUGACAAGUAAUGAAUACAUAAUCCAUGACAAUAAACCGGAAAGAAAUCAUAUCUGUUGUGGCGUACAUGUGUUUGCAAGAAGCUCAACCAAUCCACCUUGUCAGCAUGGUUCACGCAACGAGACGUUCUUAGAUGGUAAAUUGCCAACGCUUAGAAAAAAAUACCCUGCUUGGUCAUGUACAAUAACUGAAAUAUGCAAGAACAAUUUUGUGUUUUAUGUGAAGAUUACGGGGAAAGAAGAAAAAAAAGGCAGGCGUUAUCUUGUUAUCAGGGUCACACAGUAUGAAUAUAACGGAACAGGAAGAAAUUUGAGACAUCUUCAAACGAGAGAGAACAUCAAAGCUCCGUUGGACAAAUAUAGUCGAAAAUUGUUGAAAAGAGAGACCUUUGUGAUAUUUUCUAAUAACGAGUACCUAGAUGAUGAACUUUUCUAUCGUCACGAAGGGGAUGUGGUGUUUAAAGAUUCAAGAAGAAAACAUUUUGUGUUAAAGAAAGUAAGAAAACUAUUGGAUACUUGCUAAACACUAUAAAGUUUUGCAUGAUUGUUAUAAAUCGUGGAUGGUUGACCCCAUUAUAUAUUGAAAACUGCCACAGGCCUGACAUAAAUACAAAACAUGAAGCUUUAUAGUAAAGUAUUUUGCGUACAAAGCAAUGUCUCAAUACAUGAAUGGAAGGAAUACUCCUGGAUCUAGUCAUCACACUUCACAUUCAUAAUGUACUUAUUUAUCAUAGAUUGUUUAUAAUGUUCCUUUUAUUUUAUGGUUCUAUAUUUUCUAUAGUUAAAUAAUGCGCAGUACUAUAAUUAUAUGCAUUUCAAAUAAUUAGAUGCAUUAUUUUUUCUGAAUGAAUAAAUAAUUAGAUAGAUAGAUGGAUAGAUGGAUGGAUGGAUGAAUGAAUGAAUAAAUAAAUAUAUAAAAUAAAC
This is a messenger RNA of Ruditapes philippinarum (Manila clam), 1458 nucleotides long. RefSeq lists its product as uncharacterized. Bases 203 to 1057 code for a protein of 284 amino acids. The transcript has 5 exons. Lineage: Eukaryota; Metazoa; Mollusca; Bivalvia; Venerida; Veneridae. The record is from RefSeq and is a predicted model, not a curated record.